AUGUGGAUUUACCAUAGGCAGAUUCAUCGCAAGUCAACAAAUGCAAGCUGGGUUGGCGAAGAUGAAUCACCAACUAUUAUUGUUCGUCGAGAUCACAACUAUUAUAUUGAAAAUUGCCUCAAGCCUGUCGUGAAGGAAAUAUGGAAACAAAGAAAGUCAGCAGGUACAAAAGGUGUAAAAUUGCUCCAAGACAAUGCUCGACCCCAUAUUCAUUCCGAUGUUAUUAAUUAUUUCACAGAAGAAGGUAUUAUUAUAAUGUCGCAUCCACCAUAUUCAUCUGACCUUGCACCAUGUGAUUAUUGGCUAAAUGAUUACAUCAAACGUAAUUUAAAUGAUCAACCAGAUGAAAAAUCAUUGGCUCGUGCGGUAUCCAAGGUGAUGAAAAAAUUCCGAAAGAAGAAUUUAGAAAAACUUUUGACAAACUAUUAG
Rotaria sp. Silwood2 is the source of this 429-nucleotide messenger RNA. NCBI's taxonomy places the organism in Eukaryota, Metazoa, Rotifera, Eurotatoria, Philodinida, Philodinidae. The record is from the annotation of a GenBank genome assembly.